AUGGCCGAGCUAAAGAAGAAUUUGGAAGAAAUUCUGGACAAAAGGUUCAUAGGUCCAAGUAGUUCCCCUUGGGGUGCAGCAGUCCUCUUUGUGAAAAAUAAGGAUGGUAGCUUUCGGUUAUGCAUCGACUAUCGAGGGUUGAACAUGGUGACUGUGAAGAAUAAGUACCUGUUAACUCGGAUAGAUGAAUUGCUGGAUCAGCUCAAAGGAGCUAAGUGGUUUUCCAAGAUCGAUCUGGCUUCGGGUUAUCAUCAGAUUUCCAUAGAGCCUAAUGACAUGAGGAAAACGACAUUUAGGACCAGGUACGGCCACUACGAGUUUGUGUUUAUGCCUUUCGGUCUUACAAAUGCACCUGCUACAUUCAUAAAAAUGAUGAACAGCUUGUUCCGAGACUUCUUGGACGAAUCAGUUAUCAUUUUCAUAGAUGAUAUUUUGGUUUACUCCAAGGAUGAUGAAUCUCAUAAGGAACAUCUGUUAGCUGUGUUGGAACGGUUACGGGAACAUAAGUUUAUGCUAAAUUCAGCAAGUGCAGUUUUUGGUAGAAGAGCAUAA
Messenger RNA from Brassica oleracea var. oleracea, 552 nucleotides. Its product is annotated as RNA-directed DNA polymerase homolog. The transcript has a single exon. NCBI's taxonomy places the organism in Eukaryota, Viridiplantae, Streptophyta, Magnoliopsida, Brassicales, Brassicaceae. The record is from RefSeq and is a predicted model, not a curated record. Bases 1 to 552 code for a protein of 183 amino acids.